GCCCCACUCGCUUCGUUCCCGCGGCAGGGCUUCGUCGGGAGCCCGCUGGUCAGGGCUCGGUCGCCGCCACCAGGAAUCCAGGAACCGGGUCGGGGCUCUGGGAUGGCCGUGCUGGGCAGCUGAAAGCCACCCACCCACAGGUUGUGAAGUUGGAACGAACAUUACUAAAAGGAUCGGCAAGUGAGAAGUACUGAAUUCCUGGGGCGGAUCCUACCUGGAGCAAAGUCCUAGAAAGCUUUGGAAGGAGAUUGACAGCUUCUUGUUUCUGUGCCUAAGAUGGACAAGGAAGAAGAGAGUACGCGGGAGAUCCUUCUCCCUGAUUGGCAAGACAGUUCGCAUAGUAUUACCAUCAAAGAGACGGAUGAAGGAGUCUUCGUCAAGCAGAUCCAACAGGACUCGGCAGUUGCCAAGACAGGCAUUGUACAGGAAGGAGACCAGAUUGUGAGCGCCACCAUCUAUUUUGACAACGUGCACUCAGGGGAGGUCUCGGAGCUCCUUAAAAAUGUGGGUCAUCACACGGUGGGCCUGCGGCUACAAAGGAAAGGAGACCGCUCCCCGUUGCCAGGGCAGUCUGGUUCCUAUGAUGUGUUUCCUCCGAGGAGCCCAGAAGUUGUUUUGAGUGGAGAUGAUGAAGAGUACCAGCGGAUUUACACCACGAAAAUUAAACCUCGCCUUAAACCAGAAGAUGGCAUAGAGGUCGAGCAUGCAGGAACUCAAAGCAGGACCAUCACAGUCACCAAAAGAGUCACAGCUUACACUGUUGAUGUUAGCGGCCAUGAAGGUGCCAAAGAGAUUGACAUCAGCAGUCCUGAGUUUAAGAUCAAAAUUCCUAAACAUGAACUUACCCAGAUUUCUAAUGUUGGAAUUGAAUCAGAGCCGGGGAAAACUGUCAUCAAGAUCCCACACAUGGAUUCACCUGGGAGAACCAGCUAUGGAAAAACCUCCCACGAAGGAGGGAAAUUUUAUGACGUGACAUAUUCUGGACCAACUAUUGACUUGCCUUCCCGAAAAUUCGAGGCAGGUGUUCCUGAUACCCUUGUGGGGAAAACUGAUGUCCAAGUCUCCAACAUCAAGGGUAUAGGUUUGAGAGGUCAGACAGACUUCAGCAGCCCUGAAGUCAAUGGGAAAACAGGGGACCGACUGCAAUUUGAUAUCAAAGGUCCUAAAAUUAAAGGGGAAUUGGGAGGGUUGCAAGGCGCAGGGGUAAAAGUCCAUGCCUCAGGCAUUGAAGGCAAGAUGACAAGUCCAGGUCUCGGUGAUGAAAGCAAAGGAUAUGUUACAUUCCCUGCAAUGAAAAUGCCCAAAUUUGGAAUAUCAUCUCCAAGUGCUGACAUUGAAGUUCCUCAACUGGAUGUAACAGCUCCAUCUGUGACAAUCAAAGGCCCAGGAGGAUUUCCAGAAUCAAAGCUGGAUAUAGGUGCAAAAGGACUGGAUUUGAAAGGUGGGGUGAAAUCAAAGAUGGAUUUGGGGGCUCCAGACAUUGGAUUUGAAGAGAGCGAUGACAAAUUUAAAAUACCCCACAUGGAUAGUCCUAAAUUUUCUGUUUUAGGCCCCGCAGCAGAUAUCAAUGUUCCAAAAGGAGGGAUUGAAAUUAGUGGACAGACACCCAAAAUAUCUAUGUCAGAUAUUGACUUGAAUCUUAAAAGUCCCAAAGGAAAAGGAGGUAUACAUAUUUCAGGGCCAAAGAUGGAAGGGGACUUGAAAGGACCUAGUAUGAAUGUUGAGGGCACCAGUGUUGACCUUGGUGGACCAUUCAAAGGUACAAGUAUCUCCAUGCCCUCUAUGAAAACUACCCCAGUCAUAGUUUCUGGGCCAGACGUUGACUUGAAUCUAAAAGGGACAUCAUUAAAGGGUGAUGUGGACAUUUCUGUGCCCAAACUGGAAGGCGACCUGAAGGGCCCGCAGAUUGACAUCAAAGGCCCCAAAGUGGACAUUGCAGCUCCUGGCAUUGGCAUCAAAGGUACCUCUGGUCAACUGAAAGGGCCUCAUAUCAAAACUCCACAAAUCUCCAUUCCAGACAUUGACCUAAAUUUGAAAGGCCCCAAAGUCAAGGGGGACAUGGGUGUUUCCAUACCCAGAAUGGAAGGAGAACUGAAGGGCCCAGCUGUGGACAUCAAGGCUCCGAAAGUAGACAUUGCUGCACCAGAUGUUGACCUCCAUGGCCCUGGACUCAAAAUGCCCAAACUGAAAAUGCCCAAAUUUGACGUGCCCAGUGUGAAAGGUGAAGUUCCUGAUGUGGACAUCAGCCUUCCCCAGGGCAGCCUUGACAUCUCGGGUCCUAAAGUAGAUAUUGCAGCCCCAAGAUUGGAUAUUGAAACACCAAAGAUUUCAGUUCCAGAUUUCGACCUGAGCCUGAAAGGGCCACCAUUAAAGGGUGAUGUGGAUGUUUCUGUGCCCAAAGUAGAAGGCAGCUUGAAGGGCCCACAGAUAGACCUCAAAGGCCCCAAAGUGGGCAUUGCUGCUCCUGACAUCGGCCUCAAAGGUCCUUCAGGUCAACUGAAAGGGCCUCAUAUAAAAACUCCACAAAUCUCCAUUCCAGACAUUGACCUAAAUUUGAAAGGCCCCAAAGUCAAGGGGGACAUGGGUAUUUCCAUACCCAGAGUGGAAGGAGAACUGAAGGGCCCAGCUGUGGACAUCAAGGCUCCGAAAGUAGACAUUGUUGCACCAGAUGUUGACCUCCAUGGCCCUGGACUCAAAAUGCCCAAACUGAAAAUGCCCAAAUUUGGCGUGCCCAGUGUUAAAGGUGAAGUUCCUGAUGUGGACAUCGGUCUUCCCCAGGGCAGCCUUGACAUCUCAGGUCCUAAAGUAGAUAUUGCAGCCCCAAGAUUGGAUAUUGAAGCACCAAAGAUUUCAGUUCCAGAUUUCGACCUGAGCCUGAAAGGGCCACCAUUAAAGGGUGAUGUGGAUGUUUCUGUGCCCAAAGUAGAAGGCAGCUUGAAGGGCCCGCAGAUAGACCUCAAAGGCCCCAAAGUGGACAUUGCAGCUCCUGGCAUCGGCAUCAAAGGUCCUUCAGGUCAACUGAAAGGGCCUCAUAUCAAAACUCCACAAAUUUCCAUUCCAGACAUUGACCUAAAUUUGAAAGGCCCCAAAGUCAAGGGGGACAUGGGUGUUUCCAUACCCAGAAUGGAAGGAGAACUGAAGGGCCCAGCUGUGGACAUUAAGGCUCCGAAAGUAGACAUUGUAGCACCAGAUGUUGACCUCCAUGGCCCUGAACUCAAAAUGCCCAAAUUGAAAAUGCCCAAAUUUGGUGUGCCCAGCGUGAAAGGUGAAGUUCCUGAUGUGGACAUCAGUCUUCCCCAGGGCAGCCUUGACAUCUCAGGCCCUAAAGUAAAUAUUGCAGCCCCAAGAUUGGAUAUUGAAGCACCAGAAGGCAAAAUUAAAGGCCCUAAAGUCAAGAUGCCAGGAUUACAUGUUGAGGCACCAAAGGUUUCUGUUCCAGAUGUUGACCUGAGCCUGAAAGGGCCAUCAUUAGAGGGUGAUGUGGAUGUUUCUGUACCCAAAGUAGAAGGCAGCCUGAAGGGCCCACAGAUAGACGUCAAAGGCCCCAAAGUGGACAUUGUAGCUCCUGGCAUUGGCCUCAAAGGUCCUUCAGGUCAACUGAAAGGGCCUCAUAUCAAAACUCCACAAAUCUCCAUUCCAGACAUUGACCUAAAUUUGAAAGGUCCCAAAAUCAAGGGGGACAUGGGUGUUUCCAUACCCAGAGUGGAAGGAGAACUGAAGGGCCCAGCUGUGGACAUCAAGGCUCCGAAAGUAGACAUUGUAGCACCAGAUGUUGACCUCCAUGGCCCUGGACUCAAAAUGCCCAAAUUGAAAAUGCCCAAAUUUGGCGUGCCCAGCGUUAAAGGUGAAGUUCCUGGUGUGGACAUCGAUCUUCCCCAGGGCAGCCUUGACAUCUCAGGCCCUAAAGUAGAUAUUGCAGCCCCAAGAUUGGAUAUUGAAGCACCAAAGAUUUCAGUUCCAGAUUUUGACCUGAGCCUGAAAGGGCCACCAUUAAAGGGUGAUGUGGAUGUUUCUGUGCCCAAAGUAGAAGGCAGCUUGAAGGGCCCUCAGAUAGACCUCAAAGGCCCCAAAGUGGACAUUGCAGCUCCUGGCAUCGGCAUCAAAGGUCCUUCAGGUCAACUGAAAGGGCCUCAUAUCAAAACUCCACAAAUUUCCAUUCCAGACAUUGACCUAAAUUUGAAAGGCCCCAAAGUCAAGGGGGACAUGGGUGUUUCCAUACCCAGAAUGGAAGGAGAACUGAAGGGCCCAGCUGUGGACAUCAAGGCUCCGAAAGUAGACAUUGUUGCACCAGAUAUUGACCUCCAUGGCCCUGGACUCAAAAUGCCCAAACUGAAAAUGCCCAAAUUUGGCGUGCCCAGCUUGAAAGGCGAAGUUCCUGAUGUGGACAUUGGUGUUACUCAGGGCAGUCUUGAUUUCUCUGGUCCGAAAGUAGAUAUUGCAGCCCCAGGAUGGGACCUUGCAGCACCAGAAGGUAAAAUUAAAGGCCCCAAAGUCAAGAUGCCAGAAAUGCAUGUUAAAGGUCCUAAAAUCUCCAUGCCAGAAACUGAUUUCAAUCUAAAGGGGCCCAAACUCACAGGAGACAUUGAUGUUUCUAUUCCAAAAUUAGAAGGUGACAUAAAAGGUUCAGAAUUUGAUAUCAAAGGUCCAAAAUUAGAUAUUGAAGCUCCAGAUGUUGACCUACAUGGACCAGAAGGAAAGUUGAAAAUGCCCAAAUUCAAGAUGCCCAAAUUUGGAAUGCCCAGCUUUAAAGGGGAAGGUCCAGAUGUGGAUGUAAGCCUCCCUAAAGGAGAUCUUGAUCUUUCUGGUCCAAAGGUUGAACUUGAAGGACCAAGUUUGGACAUUGAAGGCCCAGAAGGAAAACUAAAAGGAUCCAAAUUUAAGAUGCCUGAGUUUAAUAUUCAUGCACCAAAGAUAUCAAUGCCAGAUGUUGAUUUGAAUCUAAAAGGGCCAAAAUGGAAAGGGAAUGCAGACAUUUCUGGACCAAAAAUAGAAGGUGAACUUAAGGGACCCCAGGUUGAUAUUGAAGGUCCUAAACUGGAUGUUGAUGUCCCUGAUUUAGAGCUGGAAGGGCCUGAAGGAAAAAUUAAAGGAUCCAAAUUCAAGAUGCCCAAGUUGAAUAUUAAAGCUCCCAAAAUCUCCAUGCCAGAUGUAGAUCUCAAAGUCCCCAAAAUGAAGGGUGAAAUGGAUGUAACGGUUCCAAAACUAGAAGGAGAUUUGAAAGGACCCAAUCUUGCUGCACCAAAAUUGGAUAUAGAUCUCCCAGAUGUUGAACUCGAAGGCCCAGAAGCCAAGUUGAAGAUACCCAAGAUGAAGUUACCAAAAUUUGGAACACCUGGGUUGAAAGGAGAGGGUCCUGAUGUCAAUGUGAACCUUCCCAAAGGAGAUUUGGAUGUUUCAGGGCCAAAAAUAGAUAUCGAUAUGCCAAGUGUGGACAUUGAAGGCCCAGAAGGAAAACUGAAAGGUCCAAAGUUUAAAAUGCCUGAAAUGCAUUUCAAAACACCCAAAAUCUCCAUGCCAGAUGUUGACUUCAAUUUGAAAGGUCCAAAAGUGAAAGGUGAUAUGGAUGUUUCUAUUCCAACAUUAGAAGGAGAAUUCAAGGGACCCAGCGUUGAUAUCAAGAGGCCUACAGUAGAGCUAAGUGGUCCAGACGUUGAUCUCCAGAGUGAGGGGAAACUAAAAAUGCCAAAAUUGAAGAUGCCAAUUUUUACUGUUUCAGGCCCAAAAUUAGAAGGGCCUGAUGUAGACCUAAGCUUGCCAAAGGGAGAAAUUGACAUCUCAGGUCCAAAGAUAGAUGUGGAAACUCCAGAAUUUGAUAUUGAAGGUCCUGAAGGAAAGCUGAAAGGUUCCAAAUUUAAGAUGCCAAAACUAAAUAUCAAAGCACCGAAGAUCUCCAUGCCUGAUGUAGAUUUGAACAUCAAAGGACCUGGAGCAAGAGGACAGAUGGAUGUAACGGUACCAAAUAUUGAAGGCAAUCUUGAAGGACCUCAGGUUGAUAUAAAGUCUCCUAAACUGGAUGUGGAAGCACCAGACAUUCACUUAGAAUAUCCAGAAGGAAAAGUGAAAGGGCCCAAAUUUAAGAUGCCUGAGAUGCACAUCAAAGCUCCAAAGAUCUCUAUGCCAGAUGUUGAUUUCAACCUGAAAGGUCCAAAGCUGACGGGAGAUGUGGAUGUGUCUGUUCCCAAGUUAGAAGGUGGCCUUAAAGGGCCAGAUGUAGAUAUCAAAGGUCCCAAAAUGGAUGUUGAUGCACCUAACAUUGAACUUCAUGGACCAGAAGGAAAGUUGAAGAUGCCAAAAUUCAAAAUGCCCAAAUUUGGAAUGCACGGCUUCAAGGGAGAAGGCCCAGAUGUGGAUGUAAGCCUCCCUAAAGGAGAUCUUGAUCUUUCUGGUCCAAAAGUGGAACUUGAAGGACCAAGUUUGGACAUUGAAGGCCCAGAAGGAAAAGUGAAAGGGUCUAAAUUCAAGAUGCCUGAAAUGCACUUCAAGACGCCAAAGAUCUCUAUGCCAGAUGUUGAUUUCAAUCUGAAAGGUCCAAAGCUGAAGGGAGAUGUGGAUGUUUCUGUUCCAAAGCUAGAAGGUCCAGAUGUGGAUAUCAAAGGUCCCAAAUUGGAUAUUGAUGCACCAGAUGUAGAAAUUGAAGGUCCUGAAGGGAAGUGGAAAAGUCCCAAGUUUAAGAUGCCUGAAAUGCACAUCAAAGCUCCUAAAAUCUCCAUGCCAGAUGUUGAUCUGAACCUCAAAGGUCCAAAGCUGAAGGGAGAUGUGGAUGUUUCUGUCCCAAAGCUUGAAGGUCCAGAUGUGGAUAUCAAGGGUCCCAAAGUGGACAUUGAUGCACCUAACGUUGAACUUCAUGGACCAGAAGGAAAGCUGAAGAUGCCCAAAUUCAAAAUGCCCAAAUUUGGAAUGCCCAGCUUCAAAGGGGAAGGUCCAGAUGUGGAUGUAAGCCUCCCUAAAGGAGAUCUUGAUCUUUCUGGUCCAAAAGUGGAACUUGAAGGACCAAGUUUGGACAUUGAAGGCCCAGAAGGAAAAGUGAAAGGGCCCAAAUUUAAGAUGCCUGAUAUGCACUUCAAGACCCCAAAGAUCUCUAUGCCAGAUGUUGAUUUCAACCUGAAAGGUCCAAAGCUGAAGGGAGAUGUGGAUGUGUCUGUUCCCAAGCUAGAAGGUGACCUUAAAGGGCCAGAUAUAGAUAUUAAAGGGCCCAAAGUGGACAUUGAUGCACCUGAUGUUGAACUUCAUGGACCAGAAGGAAAGUUGAAGAUGCCAAAAUUCAAAAUGCCCAAAUUUGGAAUGCACGGCUUCAAGGGAGAAGGUCCAGAUGUGGAUGUAAGCCUCCCUAAAGGAGAUCUUGAUCUUUCUGGUCCAAAAGUGGAACUUGAAGGACCAAGUUUGGACAUUGAAGGCCCAGAAGGAAAAGUGAAAGGGUCCAAAUUCAAGAUGCCUGAUAUGCACUUCAAGACCCCAAAGAUCUCUAUGCCAGAUGUUGAUUUCAAUCUGAAAGGUCCAAAGCUGAAGGGAGAUGUGGAUGUUUCUGUUCCAAAGCUAGAAAGUCCAGAUGUGGAUAUCAAAGGUCCCAAAUUGGAUAUUGAUGCACCAGAUGUAGAAAUUGAAGGUCCUGAAGGGAAGUGGAAAAGCCCCAAGUUUAAGAUGCCUGAAAUGCACAUCAAAGCUCCUAAAAUCUCCAUGCCAGAUGUUGAUCUGAACCUCAAAGGUCCAAAGCUGAAGGGAGAUGUGGAUGUUUCUGUCCCAAAGCUUGAAGGUCCAGAUGUGGAUAUCAAGGGUCCCAAAGUGGACAUUGAUGCACCUAACGUUGAACUUCAUGGACCAGAAGGAAAGUUGAAGAUGCCAAAAUUUAAAAUGCCCAAAUUUGGAAUGCCCACCUUCAGAGGGGAAGGUCCAGAUGUGGAUGUAAGCCUCCCUAAAGGAGAUCUUGAUCUUUCUGGUCCAAAAGUGGAACUUGAAGGACCAAGUUUGGACAUUGAAGGCCCAGAAGGAAAAGUGAAAGGGCCCAAAUUUAAGAUGCCUGAUAUGCACUUCAAGACCCCAAAGAUCUCUAUGCCAGAUGUUGAUUUCAACCUGAAAGGUCCAAAGCUGAAGGGAGAUGUGGAUGUGUCUGUUCCCAAGCUAGAAGGUGAACUUAAAGGGCCAGAUAUAGAUAUCAAAGGGCCCAAAGUGGACAUUGAUGCACCUGAUGUUGAACUUCAUGGACCAGAAGGAAAGUUGAAGAUGCCCAAAUUAAAAAUGCCCAAAUUUGGAAUGCCCGGCUUCAAAGGUGAAGGUCCAGAUGUGGAUGUAAGCCUCCCUAAAGGAGAUCUUGAUCUUUCUGGUCCAAAAGUGGAACUUGAAGGACCAAGUUUGGACAUUGAAGGCCCAGAAGGAAAAGUGAAAGGCCCCAAAUUUAAGAUGCCUGAUAUGCACUUCAAGACGCCAAAGAUCUCUAUGCCAGAUGUUGAUUUCAAUCUGAAAGGUCCAAAGUUGAAGGGAGAUAUGGAUGUUUCUGUUCCAAAGCUGGAAGCUCCAGAUGUGGAUAUCAAGGGUCCCAGAUUGGAUAUUGAUGCACCAGAUGUAGAAAUUGAAGGUCCUGAAGGAAAGUGGAAAAGUCCCAAGCUUAAGAUGCCUGAAAUGCACAUCAAAGCUCCCAAAAUCUCCAUGCCAGACUUUGACUUGAACCUCAAAGGUCCAAAAGUGAAAGGAGAUGUAGAUGUGUCUGUUCCUAAGCUAGAAGGUGACCUUAAAGGGCCAGAUAUAGAUAUCAAAGGGCCCAAAGUAGACAUUGAUGCACCUGAUGUUGAACUUCAUGGACCAGAAGGAAAGUUAAAAAUGCCCAAAUUCAAAAUGCCCAAAUUUGGAAUGCCCAGCUUCAAAGGGGAAGGUCCAGAUGUGGAUGUAAGCCUCCCUAAAGGAGAGCUUGAUCUUUCUGGUCCAAAAGUGGAACUUGAAGGACCAAGUCUGGAUAUUGAAGGCCCAGAGGGAAAAUUGAAAGGGUCCAAAUUUAAAAUGCCUGAAAUGCACUUCAAGACCCCAAAGAUCUCAAUGCCCGACAUUGAUCUGAAUCUCAAAGGUCCAAAAGUGAAAGGAGAUGUAGAUGUGUCUGUUCCCAAACUGGAAGGUCCAGAUGUGGAUAUCAGAGGUCCCAAAUUGGACAUUGAUGCACCCAAUGUAGAAUUUGAAGGUCCUGAAGGGAAGUGGAAAAGUCCCAGGUUUAAGAUGCCCGAAAUGAACAUCAAAGCUCCCAAAAUCUCCAUGCCAGACUUUGAUUUGAACCUCAAAGGUCCAAAAGUGAAAGGAGAUGUGGAUGUCUCCGUACCAACCUUGGAAGGUAAUCUGAAGGGCCCUGACAUUGACAUCAAAGGGCCUAAGCUUGAUGUGGAUGCUCCAGAUGUUGAUCUUGAAGGCCCAGAAGGGAAGUGGAAAGGACCCAAAUUUAAAAUGCCUGAAAUGAACAUCAAAGCUCCCAAAAUAUCCAUGCCAGACUUUGAUCUGAACCUCAAAGGUCCAAAAGUGAAAGGAGAUGUGGAUGUUUCUGUGCCCAAGAUAGAAGGUGGCCUGAAAGGCCCUGAUGUGGACAUCAAAGGGCCCAAAGUUGGUGUUGAUCUUCCUGAAGUUGACCUUGAAGGGCCCGAAGGAAAACUCAAAGGUCCUAAGUUUAAGAUGCCUGAAAUGCAUUUUAAUGUUCCUAAAAUCUCUAUGCCUGAUAUAGAUUUGAACUGGAGGAAGCCUAAAGUAGAAGCCGAUGUCUCUAUACCAACGGUGGAGGGGGAUUUGAAAGGCCCAAGUGUGGACAUCAAAGGUCCCAAACUAGGUAUUGAUGUCCCUGAGGUUGACGUAGAAGGACCAGAAGGGAAAUGGAAAGGGCCCAAAUUUAAGAUGCCUGAAAUGAACAUCAAAGCUCCCAAAAUUUCCAUGCCAGAUUUUGAUUUAAACCUGAAAGGUCCUAAAAUGAAGGGAGAUGUGGAUAUUUCUGUGCCAAAGCUAGAGGGGGAUGUUAAGGGGCCAGAACUCGAUAUUAAAGCACCCCAAUUAGAUAUUAAUGCCCCUGAUAUAAGUGUGGAAGUACCAGAGGGAAAGAUAAAAGGUCCUAAAUUUAAUAUGCCCGAAAUGCACAUCAAAGCUCCAAAGAUCUCCAUGCCAGAUUUUGACUUGAACCUCAAAGGUCCAAAACUGAAGGGAGAUGUUGAUGUCUCUGUUCCCAAACUGGAAGGUCCAGAUGUGGAUAUCAGGGGUCCCAAAUUGGACAUUGAUGCACCCGAUGUAGAAAUUGAAGGUCCUGAAGGGAAGUGGAAAAGUCCCAAGUUUAAGAUGCCCGAAAUGAACAUCAAAGCUCCCAAAAUCUCUAUGCCAGACUUUGAUUUGAACCUCAAAGGCCCAAAACUGAAGGGAGAUGUUGAUGUCUCUGUUCCCAAACUGGAAGGUCCAGAUGUGGAUAUCAGGGGUCCCAAAUUGGACAUUGAUGCACCCGAUGUAGAAAUUGAAGGUCCUGAAGGGAAGUGGAAAAGUCCCAAGUUUAAGAUGCCCGAAAUGAACAUCAAAGCUCCCAAAAUCUCUAUGCCAGACUUUGAUUUGAACCUCAAAGGUCCAAAAGUGAAAGGAGAUGUGGAUGUCUCAGUACCAAGUUUGGAAGGUGAUCUGAAGGGCCCUGACAUUGAUAUCAAAGGGCCCAAACUAGACAUGGAUGUUCCAGAUGUUGAUCUUGAAGGCCCAGAAGGGAAGUGGAAAUUUAAGAUGCCUGAAAUGAACAUCAAAGCUCCCAAAAUCUCCAUGCCAGACUUUGACUUGAAUCUGAAAGGACCGAAAGUGAAAGGAGAUGUGGAUGUUUCAUUGCCAAAGGUUGAAGCCCCUGAUGUGGACAUCAAAGCCCCCAAAGUGGACAUUGACAUGCCCAAUGUUGACGUGCAUGGUCCAGAGGGCAAAAUCAAGCUGCCCAAAUUUAAAAUGCCCAGGUUUGGGGUUCCUGGAUUUAAAGGAGAAGGUCCUUCAGUGGAUGUGACCAUACCCAAGGGAGAAAUGGAUAUAUCUGGUCCCAAACUAGAUAUUGAAACACCUGAUCUGGAAAUCGAACCCCCAGAAGGAAAACUGAAAGGCCCCAAAGUGAAGAUGCCGGAAAUGCAUUUUAACGUCCCCAAAAUCUCAAUCCCAGAUAUUGAUUUGAAUUUAAAAGGCCCAAAACUCAAAGGAGAUGUAGGAGGUGACCUUAAAGGACCUGAAAUUGCAUUGAAAGGACCUGAUGUUGAACUGGAGGCACCAAAAGUAGACAUUGAAGCAAAACCAAAGAAAUCAAGAUUUAAACUUCCCAAGUUCAAUUUUUCUGGCCCCAAACUUCACACACCUGAAGUUGACGUGAAGGUUAAGAAACCAGAUGUUGAUAUCUCCGGACCAAAAGUGGGUGUUCAGAGUCCGGAGGUGGAUAUCCAAGGAAAAGCAAAAGGUCCUAAAUUUAAAAUGCCGUCAUUGAAUAUUUCCUCCCCUAAGGUCUUUAUGCCAGAUGUGGAAUUAAAUUUGAAAGGGUCUAAAUUAAAAGGAGACCUGAAUGUUUCUGUGCCAAGCUUGGAAGGAGAUUUGAAAGCCCCUGAAAUUGACGUCAAAGGCCCCAAGAUGGAAGUCGGUACACCAGAAGUUGAUCUUCAUGGCCCUGAAGGCAAACUCAAAAUGCCGAAGUUUAAGAUGCCCAAAUUUGGAACCCCAGGCAUCAAAGCAGAAGCUCCUGAUGUGGACGUAACCCUUCCCAAAGCUGACCUUGACUUGUCGGGCCCCAAAGUGGACAUUGAAACUCCUGACCUAGAAGGGCCAGAGGGGAAGCUGAAAGGUCCAAGGAUUAAGAUGCCGGAAAUGCACUUCAAAACGCCGAAAAUCUCAAUGCCAGACAUAGACCUGAAUCUGAAAGGCCCAAAAUUGAAGGGAGACAUUGAUGUCUCUGUGCCAAAAUUGGAAGGCGACUUGAAGGGCCCUGAUGUGGAUAUCAAAGGUCCAAAAGUAGAUGUUGACCUUCCAGAUGUUGAUCUUGAAGGCCCAGAAGGAAAACUGAAAGGGCCCAGGUUCAAGAUGCCUGACUUACAUUUUAAAACACCUAAAAUCUCUGCACCAGAUUUUGAUUUGAAUUUGAAAGGCCACAAAAUCAAAGGUGAUAUUGAUAUGAAAGCUCCCACACUGGAAGGUGACUUGAAGGGUCCAGAAAUAGACAUCAAAGGCCCCAAAGUGGACAUUGAUAUACCAGAGGUGGACAUUGAAGGCCCAGAAGGAAAAGUGAAAGGGCCCAAAUUUAAGAUGCCCGACAUGCAUUUUAAGGCUCCCAAAAUUUCCAUGCCAGAUUUUGACUUAAACCUGAAAGGACCCAAAUUAAAAGGAGAUGCAGAUGUGACCUUACCAACAUUGGAAGGUGAUCUAAAGGGACCUGACAUUGACAUCAAAGGGCCCAAGGUAGACAUUGACGUUCCAGAUGUUGAUCUUGAAGGACCUGAAGGGAAGUGGAAAGGACCCAAAUUUAAGAUGCCGGACAUGAACAUCAAAGCACCUAAAAUCUCAAUGCCAGAUGUGGAUUUCAACAUGAAGGGACCUAAACUCAAGGGAGAUUUGGAUGUCUCAGGCCCAGGACUGCAAGGAGACCUUAGAGGACCAGAAAUUGACAUCAAAGGUCCAAAGCUGGACGUUGAUGUCCCAGAUGUUGACCUACAUGGACCAGAAGGAAAGUUGAAGAUGCCCAAAUUCAAAAUGCCCAAAUUUGGCAUGCCCGGCUUCAAAGGGGAAGGUCCAGAUGUGGAUGUAAGCCUCCCUAAAGGAGAUCUUGAUCUUUCUGGUCCAAAAGUGGAACUUGAAGGACCAAGUUUGGACAUUGAAGGCCCAGAAGGAAAAGUGAAAGGGCCCAAAUUUAAGAUGCCUGAAAUGCACUUCAAGACCCCAAAGAUCUCAAUGCCCGACAUUGAUCUGAACCUCAAAGGUCCAAAACUGAAGGGAGAUGUUGAUGUUUCCGUUCCAAAGCUAGAAGGUCCAGAUGUGGAUAUCAAGGGUCCCAAAUUGGACAUUGAUGCACCCGAUGUAGAAUUUGAAGGUCCUGAAGGGAAGUGGAAAAGUCCCAAGUUUAAGAUGCCCGAAAUGCACAUCAAAGCUCCCAAAAUCUCCAUGCCAGACUUUGACUUGAACCUCAAAGGUCCAAAAGUGAAAGGAGAUGUAGAUGUCUCCGUACCAACCUUGGAAGGUGAUCUGAAGGGCCCCAACAUUGACAUCAAAGGGCCCAAUCUAGAUGUGGAUGUUCCAGAUGUUGAUCUUGAAGGCCCAGAAGGGAAGUGGAAAGGACCCAAAUUUAAAAUGCCAGAAAUGCAUUUUAAGACUCCUAAAAUGUCCAUGCCAGAUGUGGAUGUAAACCUAAAAGCUCCCAAACUGAAAGGAGACCUGAAUGUCUCAGUUCCAGAGGGUGAUUUGAAAGGCCCAGAAAUUGACAUCAAAGGUCCAAAGCUAGAUAUUGAUGCUCCAGAUGUCGACCUACAUGGUCCAGAAGGAAAACUCAAAAUGCCAAAGUUCAAGAUGCCCAAGUUUGGCAUCCCGAGCUUCAAAGGGGAAGGCCCAGAUGUGGAUGUAAGCCUCCCAAAAGCAGACCUUGAUAUUUCUGUCCCCAAAGUUGAACUGGAAGCACCAUGUAUGGACAUUCAAGGCCCAGAGGGAAAAGUGAAAGGGUCCAAAUUUAAGAUGCCUGAAAUGCACUUCAAGACCCCAAAGAUCUCAAUGCCCGAUAUUGAUCUGAACCUCAAAGGUCCAAAACUGAAGGGAGAUGUAGAUGUGUCUGUUCCCAAACUGGAAGGUGACCUAAAAGGGCCAGAUGUGGAUAUCAGAGGUCCCACACUGGACAUUGAUGCACCUGAUGUUGAACUUCAUGGACCAGAAGGAAAGUUGAAGAUGCCCAAAUUCAAGAUGCCCAAAUUCGGAAUGUCUGGCUUCAAAGGGGAAGGGCCAGAAAUAGACGUAAGCCUCCCCAAAGGAGAUCUUGAUCUUUCUGUCCCAAAAGUUGAACUUGAAGCUCCAUGUUUGGACAUUGAAGGCCCAGAAGGAAAAGUGAAAGGUCCCAAGUUUAAGAUGCCUGAGAUGCACUUCAAGACCCCAAAGAUCUCAAUGCCCGACAUUGAUCUGAAUCUCAAAGGUCCAAAACUGAAAGGAGAUGUGGAUGUUUCCGUUCCAAAGCUAGAAGGUCCAGAUGUGGAUAUCAAGGGUCCCAGAUUGGACAUUGAUGCACCAGAUGUAGAAAUUGAAGGUCCUGAAGGGAAGUGGAAAAGUCCCAAGUUUAAGAUGCCCGAAAUGAACAUCAAAGCUCCCAAAAUCUCCAUGCCAGACUUUGACUUGAACCUCAAAGGUCCAAAAGUGAAAGGAGAUGUGGAUGUUUCUGUCCCAAAGAUGGAAGGUGACCUGAGAGGUCCAGAAAUAGACAUUAACGUUCCUCAGAUAAAUCCUCCUGACAUUGAUAUUAGAGGACCUGAAGGCAAAAUGAAAGGCCCUAAAUUUCAGAUGCCUGAAUUUAACAUCAAGGCCCCCAAAAUGUCCAUGCCAGAUGUGGACUUCAACCUCAGAGGCCCUAAACUGAAAGGAGAUGUCAAUCUGGAAGUAUCUGCUCCCAACCUAGAUGCUGAUUUGAAGGGGCCAGAUCUUGAUAUCAAGGGCCCUCAACUGGAUGCCUCCAUACCUGAUGUGGAUUUGCAAUGUCCUGAGGGAAAACUCAAAGGUCCCAAGUUUAAGAUGCCCGAAAUGAACAUCAAAGCUCCCAAGAUCUCCAUGCCAGACUUUGAUUUGAACCUCAAAGGUCCCAGAAUGAAAGGAGAUGUGGAUAUUUCUGUGCCUACGUUGGAGGCUGACCUGAAGGCUCCUGACGUUGACAUCAGAGGUCCCAAAGUAGACAUCGAAGUUGGAGGUCCAGAAGGAAGUUGGAAAGGCCCCAAAAUUAAGAUGCCUGAAAUGCAGAUGAAAGGCCCUCAAAUCUCUAUGCCUGAUGUACAGCUUGGUCUGAAAGGCGAUGUCAGCGGACGAAAACUCGGAGGAGAUUUCAAAGGUCCUGAAAUUGACAUUGCGGCUCCCACUGUUGAUAUCCACGGUCCAGAUGGAAAAGUAAAAUUACCCAAGAUGAAGCUUCCUAAAUUUGGCAUCCCCGAGUUCAAAGGAGAAGGACCUCAGUUGGACGCCAACCUACCCGAAGGAGAGUUGAAAGUAUCUGGUGCCGAUGUGAAAAUCGCAGCUCCAGGUUUGGACAUCAAAGGACCAGAAGGACAAUGGAAGGGCCCUGGGGUGAAAAUGCCAGAAAUGCAUUUCAAAACCCCUCAGAUCUCCAUGCCAGAAAUUGACUUAAAUCUGAACAGUCACAAGGUGAAGGGGGAUGUGGAUGUCUCUGUUCCAGGAAUGGCCAUCCAAGGACCAGGAAUUGAAGCAAAAGGUCCAGAGAUUGACUUGGAAUGUCCGGAUGUGAAUGCCGAAGGGCCAGAGGGCAAUGUGAAACUCCCCAGAUUUAAGAUGCCAAAAUUUGGGUUUGGAGCAAAGAGCCCCAAGGCUGAGGUGAAGUCCCCCACUGUGGACGUGUCUCUUCCUGAAGCUGAGCUGAACAUCGAGUCGCCAGAUGUUGCCAUUUCUGCCAAAGGGAAGAAAAGCAAGUUCAAAAUGCCCAAAAUCCACAUGAGUGGAGGCAAAGUCAAAGGCAAGAAGGGUGGUUUUGAUGUGAGUGGAGAAAUAGACGCCAAUGUGAAAUCGCCAGAUUUGGAAGGAAGCCUCUCGGUCCCAGAAGCAUCCCUCAAAGCGGAUGCCAACAUCAAAUCCCCCAAGGGAAAGAAACCAGUAUUUGGAAAACUCUCGUUUCCUGAUGUUGAGUUUGAUAUCAAAUCACCCAUGUUCAAGGCUGAUGCUUCUAUGCCUAAGGUGGAAGGAGAGGUCAAGAUGCCGGGAAUAGAUGUGACGUCACCCAGUCUGAAGUCGCCCAGUCUUGAAGCUUCCAUUCCCAGUGGAAGCGUCAACAUUGGAGGUCCCAAUCUUAAGGGUCCUGAGUUCAAGCUCUCAGGUGAAAGCAUUGGCCUGACGGGUCCUAAAUUGGAAGGAGAUGUGAGAAUCCCCAGCGCUGAGGUCAACCUCGCCACUCCUGACAUCAACCUGAAAGGUCCAUCAGUCAACGUACCCUCCGUGGAUGUUUCCGCACCUUCCUUCUCUGCCCCAGGUGUCGAUGUUCAUUUGAAAGGACCAAAGCUGAAAGGUGAUGUCGAUCUCCCAAGUGCUGAGAUCCAAGGUCCAGGAGGGAAGCUGAAAUUCCCCAAGUUCAGCUUGCCAAAAUUUGGGAAGCCUGGAGUCAACCUGGAAGGGCCAGACGUCGACAUUCAAGGACAGUUGCCCUCUGCACACCUUGACGUCUCUUCCCCGGGAAUUGGAGGAGAGGCAAGCAUUCCUGAAAUGGACAUGAGCCUGAAAGGACCAAAGCUAGGGAAAGACCUGGGUUUUUCUGGUGAGAUUAAAGCUCCGAAGAUGGACGUGGGCAUGCCAGAUGUUGGUGUCAGUGGAUUUGAAGGGAAGUUUCAGAUGCAAAAGCCUUCGGGUCUAGACGUCCAUCUAACAGCUCCAGAUGUUGACAUGAGAGGGCCGAAAGUGAAGAUGACUUCGGAAGGAGGCCUCUCUGUACCUGAGGUGGACAUCAAUCUGAAAGGACCAAAGAUCAAAGGAGAUCUCGGCGUUUCUGGUAGCAUGACAUCCCCCCAAGUGGAAGGCUCUGGAGGCGGAGUUAAACUUCCCUGCAUGAAACUUCCGCAGUUUGCCAUCGCUGGUGAAGGGGGCGGCAUUUCAGGACCACAGAUCAAAGGACCUGAAGUUGACUUUGAUUUGAACAUGAAAGGACCAAGUUUGAAAGGAGACACCCAGUUUGCUACUGACUUGAAAGGUCAACACGGUGGACUGGAAAUGCCAGGCAUGAAGAUUUCUGGCCUGGACUUGGACACUGGGACCCCGGAUAUCUGCCUGAGAGGACCUUCCCUCAAUGUCUCAGGUCCAAAAGUUUCCGGGCCAGACUUUGAGGUCAAUCUGAAAGGGCCCAAGGCCAAAGCGCCGGAGAUACCCAUGGGCGCCAAAGGGACAGGGGACCUUCGCUUUUCUGGACCAAAGAUAGGGGGUGAUCUCAGCGAUCCCAAAUUAUGUCUCAAAGGUCCUUCUUUUGGGAUGGAGGCUCCACAAGGCCAUGUAGAAAGUUCAACUGGCAAGGUGUCCUUCCCUAAAAUGAAAAUCCCGAAAUUUGUGGUGGCAGGGCAGGAACCAGUGGGAAGGGAAGUCGGGGUCGAUGUCGAGUUUCCUCACCCACCCCAAGCAAGUCUCCACGAUGAGGCAGUAACAGUUGAGUUGGAAGAACCUGACCUGAAACUGAAGAAAUCUAAAAUCAAAAUGCCCAAGUUUGGCUUCUCCAAACCCAAAGCCAAAGGAAGUGUGGGCUCUCCAGAAAUCUCAACAUCUGGGGCCGGGGUUGAAGGAGAGCUCAAAGCAAGUUUAGGGUCCUUAGAAGGUGAGGUGGAAGUAGGGGAAGCAGCCGCCUCGCCCAAAGGAAAAUUCUCCUUCUUUAAGACCAAAAAGUCCCGGCACCGGUCGUCCUCCUUUAGUGACGAGCACUCCUCGCACUCCACCCCGACCGGCACGCUGGAGCAUGAAGGAGACAAAGGCAAGCAUGCCAAGCUCAAAUUUGGCACAUUUGGCGGGAUCGGGUCAAAAAGCAAAGGGUCGUACGAGGUCACGGGAAGUGACGACGAGGCAGGGAGAACCCAAGGCAGCGGCGCCUCCCUCGAGUCCAAAAAAUCGCGGCUCUCUUCGUCCUCCAGUAACGAAAGCGGGACGAAAGCUGGCUUCCGAGUGCCGGUGGUGGAAUUGACGGUGGCGAAAAAGAAAGAGUAGUCCAGGAAAACGCAUAUGUACAUAACACCCCUUCCUGUACAUAAGGUCCCUCUCACCCCAUUGCGCUCUCCUUCUCCCUCUGUAUAUAUAUAUAUAUAUAUUUUCCCUUCCGGCUUCAAAUACUUUGCAAUGAAACAGGUGAUCUACAGUGAAAUACUAGGGUUUUGAGAGCAAAGUGAUUCCUGUUUUACUGUGAAUAGGGGCAGGUUCCACUCAAAGAUUUCUAUCUUCCCGAGAUCUAAAUCAAUUCCAAACUGAUACAGCAGGGGGCAUUUGCGGUGGUCCAGGGCGGAAGGCGAACAAUUUUAAUGUAUCAUCGGCACGUUUUUUCACGGCGAGGCCACGACACGCAGCAUUAUAGAGCCUGCCAGAAAUUUCUGACCCUUUUGCUGGGGUCAUGAAUAUCUCCUAAAUUCUUCCCAAAGUGGUCUUUGGGGGAAUUGCGCUGAGAAUAUCCGCCUUUCUUUCUUUUUUUUAAAAAAGGAAAA
Molecule: messenger RNA, 18356 nt
Organism: Thamnophis elegans (Western terrestrial garter snake)
Lineage: Eukaryota; Metazoa; Chordata; Lepidosauria; Squamata; Natricidae
Product: neuroblast differentiation-associated protein AHNAK-like
Exons: 5
Coding region: 277-17868 (5863 amino acids)
Biological process (GO): regulation of RNA splicing
Cellular component (GO): nucleus; cytoplasm
Molecular function (GO): protein binding
Source: RefSeq, a predicted model, not a curated record